AUGGAAACAACUCCUAAGUUACAGCAGAAGGCUCUGCAGCAACCUAAGCAGAAGAAAUCCAAGUCGGCUGAAUUUCUGAUGGGUGAAGACGAGAGCGCCACUCUGGUUGGCAUAGAAAACCCAGCCUUCGAUGGAGGAGGAAGCAGCGAGCUUUCCAUUCCUCCGGUUUGGCUGGGGAGAGAAAUUCGAGGUGACAGGCCAGAUAGCACCCUUGCAGCUCACCGAAAAAAAACGGAGCUGCAAGCCCCUGCCAAAGAAAGAGGAAAUACACGCGCCCAGAAUGACUUUGACCCGUCGUCGGCGGAGCAGACAGACCCAAGGCAUUGCAGGACGGCUGGGGUCAGCGCUGAAGAUGAGCUGGAAUUAACAAUAUUGAACGCUGAUGAAAACAGGCUGUAUCAGAGAAUGGCUGCGUUGCUGGACGAAGACGAUACCUUCAUAAAUAUACCGGGUACGCUGCUAGCCUCCAGGGAUGAGGAGGUGUUGGAGGUGAAGGCGGGUGAUCCAGUCCUUCAGCGGCGACUGCUGCUCCACGGUGGCGGUGAAGCCUCGGGCUCCACACCCUCCAAGACCCAAACCAUUGCCAAAACCCAGACUGGGGCCAGUGCUGGGCUAGGAGGAGAGGCUGGACUCGAAGCAGGGAGGAUGGUAAUGGACAGAGAGAGCGCUGUAAAAGUGAGGACAGUGGAGGAGGAGAUCCCCCACUACGCCCAGCAGCUGAGGGAGCGUGUGCGGCCUGACAUGAUCACGCUUGGCAGCCUUUCACUGCAGCAGCAGACGGCUCAGAAGGGACCGCUGAAGAGGAGUGAGUGGGCAAAGAGAAAGAAGGAGCUAAUGGACUUCUUUGCUGGAAAUGUUAAGGAGCCUCAUUCACAAAGAGAGCGUGACGAUGCGCCGCAGCCCAGACUGAACACGCUGCUGCAAACCAUUGAAAGCCCGUCACUCAGAGCGCUGGGGGAAGGCCAAGAGGAAGCCAUGGCCAAAUACGGCCAGAUGACAGAGCUCCCAAAAUCCUCCUCUUCGGCGUCACGACCCCAGUGGCAGGUGGACCAGAGCACAGCUCCUCAGCCGGUCGAGGUGUGUGUGAGUUGCCUCAGAUCCACCAGAGACAAGCUGCCCAGGGGCCUCUACACAGUCAGUGUGGCCCUUCACAGCCGCCUAGGGGGUCCAGCUCUUGCCUGGUGCAGUAAGAAGGAGCGGCAUGAACGGGCGGUGACAACGGAGCCCAUCGAGCAUCGGGGCCGCUACUGCGACACCAACCUGAACGUGAACCAGAGCUUGUUCAUGAUCCUUCCCGCGGCCUGUGAGGUCGUCCCCUCCAUGGUCCUGGUGUUCCAGCUGAUCGCACUCCCAGGGGACAGCAGUCACAUCAGCUCGGUGCUGGCGUGGGGGGCAUUUCCUGUUUGCGGGCCGAGCCUCGGUUUGGUCCAGGGCAGGUUCAAAACCCCUCUGCUCAGGGGGGAGCCGAACACACGCCUGGACCAAUUCAAAAAGAUUGAAGCCGUCAUCUCCUCCGAUCUAGACCACUGGCUGUGCAACCUGUUCUUUCAGGUAAAGCGGCUCCCUUCUGGAACAUCUAGGUUUCCAGAGCGCUGCAUCACCCUCUCCAUCCCCCCACCCAACCCCCCUCUGAUGCCCCCCCCUGAGGUCCAUCUUGACCAACCACAAGGACAACUGCCAAUCCAGUCCGAGGCGCAGCUCCGUCCUCACCCCCAGUUAUACCCCCAGCAGCAGGCGCAGGCGGGCCCCAGCAGCAGAGCAGGAGAGCCCUCUGUGGUACUCUCUCACCGGGGGUCUCCUCUCUACCUGUCAGCUGAUUCCGCUUGCUCUUCCUCAUCUCUGCCAGGGAAGAAUUCUUCCUCGGGAGCCAUUUCUGGAAACACGGGAGAGAGGAGUGAUCCGUGCCGGGAGAAAGCAGAGGGCGGGAUCCACUACAAGAAGAAGCCAAUCAAGAAGACAAAUAGCUGCGGCCCCAGCAUGAGCAGCGGCAGCGCACCGCCUCUGCAGGCAGACAAACAGAAGAUGCAGCCUUCAGUGGAGAACCUCUCCACGGAGGAGAUGGAGGAGUAUACAUUCUCCCUACAAUCAGCGCUGCCUGGACCUGCGUCUCGCCCCUCACGCCUGUCCGAGCGAGCCCGCCUGGCCCUGCGCAUGCUGCCGUCCGAGCUGGGCCUGCCGUUGCCGGGGCAACAACAGCCGCGUAGUAGCUGGCGUGGCUCCGUUCGGCAGCUCGGCCUCAUUAUGCUGCUGCUGGCUUUGAUGUGGUUUGUGAGGCUCUACCUGCAUUACUGCAGCCAAUGGCUCUACCUCCAGGCCAUAGCAGUUCCUGUCAACAAAUUCCAGUUCCACGCACACACGGUGGACCUCGUGUACCAGAGUGCUUUGCUGCACACCCGGGAGGAGCUGGCGAUGGUGGUGGUGGGUCCCCUGACCUUGAACGCAGUAAUGUUCCUGCUGGUUCUGAUCAGAUGUGGCUGUCAACAGAUAUUUGGCUCACUCCCUUCCUUCACGUCAAAGUUUAUCAUGGCUCAGGGAGUGUGGACAGUCCUCGACCCCCUGGCGGUCUUUGCGGUGGACGCCGUCCUCGGGCGUCUCGCCUACAGCCCAGACACACCGGUGGGUGACGCAGCCAAGCUUUACUGGCACUUCUUCAGAGUUGACCAAUCAGGUGCAGCGGGAGUGAUCAUCACUCUUUUCCUCUAUGCAGUCAUCUUCCUGCUCUCCGGCACCAUCCUCUUCAUCAAUAUGCUCAGAUUCCACAACGAUGGCCGCAUGCUGGACGUCUUUCAGCGCCUCACAGCAAAGGAGGGAACUUACUUCCUUCCUCAAGACCUAGAGCUGUCCAAUCAGGAACUGAGCUACAUUGUGAAGAAGGCGGAGCAAUGGAGAGGCUUCAACGGGGAGAGGCGCAAGGUUACAGUUUACGACUAUAUCUGGACAGCAGAGGAUCCCUUGGCAGGCCCUGCAGGCCCAACUGACCCCCCAAGUGAGGUACAACCCCCUCCAGACGGAGAGACCAGCACCCAUGUGGCAGUGUACACCCUGUACCUGAGCGGGAAGAAACAAAGAUACAGGCACUUCCUCCGACAACCGGACGGGGCUAUAGUUGAGGUGAUUGGUGACAUGGAAGGGAUGGACAACGCAACCCUGAUGGUGCCCAGCCAGGGAUCCACCAAUCAGAGAGAGGACAAGGAAGCCUCACAUCAACUUCGAAAACGGAAGAAGCUAUUUGGGCGGUUUCACCGCGUCGAGCCCGUAGGAGGAAGCGGGUGUGGCUCCAGUUUUGCACUGCAAGACCUCAGCCAAUGAUAUCGAAGCAGAGGAUAAGAUAGUUGGCUG
Messenger RNA from Eleginops maclovinus (Patagonian blennie), 3339 nucleotides. RefSeq names its product orofacial cleft 1 candidate 1 (gene ofcc1). The record is from RefSeq and is a predicted model, not a curated record. The transcript is spliced from 23 exons. Lineage: Eukaryota; Metazoa; Chordata; Actinopteri; Perciformes; Eleginopidae. Bases 1 to 3309 code for a protein of 1102 amino acids.